UCGUUUUUUAGCGUCAAACAAAAUUUUGAAUUACAGAUAUGGAGUUUGCCCCCCAACCGUUAUAAAUACGGUCGUGUAUAAAUGAAACGUAUGUUCGUAAAUAUAUUUUUAUAAUGAGUAACAAUACACGAAAGUUAAUUAAUUUACUACAAAUAAAACUUUGAUUAUUGUGUUAUUAAUCUAAAACGACUUAUAAAACACGGGAACCUUAAGAAGUUUUGAGACUUACAAAGUGCACACGCGAGAAGUUCAAUGUAUCCUCGAUUAAAUUAUAUCGAAUUUAUUUUGAUUACCAGUUUUGAUUUUCCCAGUUAAUCUAGUCGAUGAAAUGACUAUAUUAAAUAUCAUGAGAUAAAAAUAUCUUUGAUCAAAUAUUUCAAUAGGCUAAUGAGAAUAGGCGAUAAAAAAAACCAUUGAAAAAGGUAACAAAUGAGUAGUAAAGAGAAUGGAUUUUGAAGACAGAGGGAAAGAAUUUCAGGAGCGUUAUAAAAAGGUUUGUGGAAAAAGAUUGUCUUCCGAAUAUGAGACUCAAACGAAGGAAAGCACAAGAAAGACGGAAACCUCCAUGAAAGAAAAAGAAAAGAUGGAAGAAGAAUUAAAUGCAGCAAAAUGUGAUUUAGCAAGUCUUCGAAAAAGUCUAAGUGGUGAUAGAAACAUUCCUGCAUCAGAAUCUGAUGAUCUUUCCAAAGAUGUCCCAAAAGAAUGUUCGUCUUUCUUUGAGUUUAAAUUUCACAAACAUAAUAAUGCGCAGUAUCAAAAAUAUUCCAAAGAAAAGAGCGAAUUGGAAGCAGAGUUAGAUCUUAAAAAGAAAGAAUUACAGGAGAAGAAACAGGAAAUAUUUGAAUUAAAGGAAAGAGUAAAAAGAUUAGAAGCACUUAGUAAGGAAAGAGAUAUACUUGAAAAGGAAUUAAUUACCACGAAAUCAGAAUUAACUGGGAUAAAAAGAACAUUAGAACUAGAACGGCAAGAGAGAAGAGAUUUGGAGACUAGAGCUCUCAGUUUGAUUAAAGAUGCUAAGCGUAAAUGGGAAAAUGCGGAAAAAGAUAAAAUUGCACAACUGAAUAAACAUAUUGAAAUGCAAACUGUAAGAAUUACAGAGUUAUGUACUAGUAAUAAUGAAAUGAGUUCAAGAUUACAAAGGACUGAAUGUGAACUCGAAACUGCAAAUGCAGAAUUGCAUAAACUUCGAGUGUUUCAGAUGCAAUAUAAAGAGUCGCUAGUUAAAACUAGAGAAUUAAACCGGCAAAGUGCACAAGGAGUUGAAACUAAAUUGAAGGAAAUAGCUGCAAGAGCACAUAAUCAGUUAGCUGAACUUAGAUCGAAAUUAGAUUUAGAAACAGCAAAAAAUACUGACUUGGAAACUAAACUACGAAAUGAACAAGAUUCUAAUCAUUGCCGUCAAUCACGGUUAAAUGUAGCUUUAGAGUUUGCACAAAAUGAAUUAAAGGACUGUCAGGAACAGUUACGUACAAUACAAGCUACAAUACCUGCCAGAGAUGCUGAAAUAGACGUUUUAAAAAAACAAUUACAAGAAAGAUCAAAACAAUUAGAUAGUGCUAUAGCAUCAGAACAGAUAGUAGCUACAAUGCAAGAGCAAUUGGAGCGAUCAAGACUUGAGAAUGAACAAUUGAAACAACAGUUAGAGGUAAUGAAGUCUGACUUAAGUGAAACAAUGAUGAAUUUAGAACAAAAUGAAAACCUUGCUUUAAAUUUAGAACAAGCUACACAAGAUAAAGUUGCGCUCCAAAAACGACUACAAGAUUCUCUCGAUAAAGAAGAAGAACAUUUGCGAAAAGUCGGUAAUUUAGAAGAAUUAUUAAGACGCUUAGAGCAAAGCGUUACUAAACUCGAAACAGAAAAUGCUAAUCUCAAAAUGGAAAAUAUAGAACCUAGUAUUGGCAUGGUGCCAACAAGUGGUGCGAUAAAACGUGAUAUUCUGUCAGAGGAACACAUACAAAAAUUAGAACAGGAACUUCGAACGACAAAAGAGGAUUUAAAUAAAGAACGUCAAGCCGUGAAACAAGCACAAAUUAAUUUAUGGAAGAAAGAAAAAGAAUUAUCGGAUGCAAAUUUAGAUAAGAGAAUUGCAAUAAGGUCAAAUAAAAAGGCAGAGGAGAAAGUUAAAAUAUUGCAAGAAGAAAAACAAAAAUUAUCAAUGAAAUUAGAUGACAAAAUAAAAGAAGAAGAAGAGAAAUCCAAAAAAUUGCUUAAAGAAUUAGACAGCGCAAAAGCAUCAUUAAACGAUAUAACAAAAGAAUCUUCUAGAAACAGAAUGCAAGCUGAUUCUGCUCAACGAGCGCUAACUCAAGCUAAUCAUCAGAUAGAAGAACUUCAAUCUUCAAGUGCUUUGCUGCGCAGAGAAUUAGACGCUGCUCGAAAACAAGUAAGGGUAAGUCAAGAUAGACUGGAAAGUUUAAAUGCUGAGAAUAAGCGUUUGUCACAAUCAAUUACAAAACAUAACGAAGAAAAGAGUGCAUUGGAAUCUAGAAUAGAAAAGUUAGAACAAGAAAUCAAAGGUUACGAAUUAAAUACUGAACUUCUAAAAGAAACAUGUACAGUUCUUGAAGAGCAACUUACUGAUUACGAAAGAUUAACUAGCGAUCAUGAAACGCGAGAAAAUAUAUUGAUUCAAGAUAAAAUGAAAUUGCAAAAAGAUUUAGAAGCAACUGAAGCUAAACUUCGCGAAGCACGUGCUGCGCAAAAUGAAGAAAAAUCUAUGAGAUUAGCUGCGGAACGUAACAUCGAAAGACUUGAAUCGGAGACGAGCGAUAUAGAAAGUGAAAAGAACGGUUUACUUGCUCAAAGAGAUCAGUAUAGAAAGCUUGUUCAAGAAUUGAGUGCACAGGUUGAUGAAUUAUCAAGUAAGUGCGGUGAAUUGGAAUGUGAUCUUUCUGAAAUGAGACGUAAUUUAGAAGUGACCAAAGCUGAAACGAGAGUUGUCAAGGAAGAAAGUAGCCAACACUUAACAAGAGUGCACGAAUUGAAAGAAGCAAACACCAUGCUUAUGAACGACUUGCAGAGUAGCGUAGAUCAGGGACAGGAGCUUCGAAUGAGAAUUUCCGAAUUGGAAAGCAUCUUGGAAGAAAUGCGGCAAUUCUAUCAAGAAAGAGAAGUAAAAGCUGAAAGUACAAGGCAACAGCAGACAAAACUGAUCGAUUAUUUGCAGUUCAAAUUAGAAGAAUGUAGCAAAAAGAAGAAAACAGUAUGCAAUAAAAUACUUGGUACUAAACAAAAAGAAAAUGUUCCGCCCUGUGGUACUGGUAUGCCAGUUGGGUAUCGCGAAUUAGAGAAUCAGUUAACUAAAGAACGUGCUAAAGUUAAGACGUUAACUGAUCAAUUAUUAGCGCUUAAAGCUAUGCAUGCUUCAACCUCUGCCCCUACGUCUCCUUCAGCACAGAGUAUCAAGAAUACAAAUUAUAUUUCUGAACAAUCGGUCGACUCGUUAUCCAAACGAUUAUCGCCCCAAAGAAUUGGACAUAAUAUUCCACAUCGUUUCGAUGUCAGUUUACCUAUGAGGGCUGGGAAAUGCUCCGCGUGUUUAGAUCCUAUUCAGUUCGGUAAACGUGCGGCUAUUUGCAGUGAAUGCGCAGUAAUGACGCACUUAAAAUGUGCUGUUACUGUUCCCGCCACUUGCGGUUUGCCGGGCGGUUUCGCUAAACAAUUCGGCAAAAGUUGGAGGAAUAGCAAUGACAGCUUGUCAUCUUUAUCUGGAAGUGUUCAAACGUUAAAUAUAGAUCAACCGGAUAAACCUGAUACGGAUAUAUGCAACGCACAAGAUAAAGGUAAUAAUGUAUCAAUGGAAAGUUGGGUCAAAGUUCCAGAGCGGUCAAAAAGCUGUUGGGAAAGAAAGUACCUUAGAUUAGAAGGAUCAUGUUUAUGUACUUACGAGCACCAACCAUCUUCUGGGAUGGCACCCAUAAAUCGUUUAGAUUUGGUCGAAAAAGAUGGAUUUAAUGUACUAGAAAACGUACAUCAACCCGAUGUACAAGGAACAGCAAAGUCGGAUAUACCAUUUAUCUUUAGGAUAGAAUCUAAUUCUUCCACGACCUGUUGGCCUACAUCGCGUUUAGAUGUAAUGACUUUAAGUCAGACGGAUAAGAAAAAUUGGUUGAAAGCUUUGAAGUCUAUUACUAGUCAAAAUUAUUCGAGUAACGCUUAUAAAAGUAAAAAAUAUGAAAUUGUAUUAAGACUAGAAAAGAAUCAGUUGGAUUUGAAUUGUGCUGUACAUCUACCCGAAGAUAAUGUGUUGUUAUUAGGCGCCGAAGAAGGACUCUUUUCAUAUUGCGGUGCUAAAUCACGAAUGCUUACAGCGAUUCGUGGAGUAAAGAGGGUUCACCAAUUAACGUUGCAUCCUCAUUUGGGAAUAGCUUUAAUGAUAGCCGGCGAAAAUAGGCAAUUGGUAUCUUGUAAUCUGAGACAAUUGAAGAGUAACGCAGUAGCUGCUGAGUGUUCGAGGCCAGCAAUUAAUACAAACCCAGUUUUAACUGGCACUGAUAGUUGUCAUUUAUAUCAGUUACAAAGAGAUAUGCUUUGCGCCGCUACAGCAACUCACGUCAUAUUACUUAAAUGGUACACCGAGGAAGAAGGAGGAGAAUUUGUUGGUGUACGCGAACUUGAAACAUCUGAGCCAUGCAGCUGUGCCAUAUUUACUCAAAAUGUUCUGGUAGUAGGAUGCAACAAGUUCUUCCAAAUCGAUCUGAGAAGCUAUUGUGUCGAUGAGUUUCCAGAAGCAGAUGAUAGUUCAGUUAAAGCUGCGCUAUCAGGAGUAGCUAAAUUAGGUAUCUUUCCCGUGUGUGUUUUGAACGUUUCUCUUGUACCUGGAAAAAUAGAGCUUUUACUUUGUUAUAACGAGUUUGGAAUGUUUGUGAAUGAAACCGGUCAAAGAACUCGAUGCAUCGAUCCAAUGUGGAACCAUUUACCUUUUGCUUUUGCAUUUCGUAAACCAUACUUGUUUAUUAUUCACUUUUCAUCCGUGGAAAUUGUAAAACUCGAUCAAGAUGCAUACACCUCACCGACAAAAAAUCCAGAACGAGUUUUAAUCGAAUUAUCUAGUCCUCGUUAUUUAGGAAUGUCUGAAUCAAAAGGAAUUUACAUAGCAACCAUUAAUUCUUUCUUAGAAUUGCUACAAAUAGAAGGUCCUUCUAAUAUACCAGACAGCAAUGGCAGUCUUACGAGUUUAGAAACCUUGAUACAAGAUGACGAAAGCAGUUCAGAGUUCAGUUUUACAUCAAGCUUAAUGGAAGAUUUAGACGGACAAGGGAAGAGAGUACAUUUCGCUGGUGUUACUAAGUACUGAUAAACGUUGAUAUUAAACAUAAAUAUCCUGUUCGUCGUUCGUUCUACUGUAGAGGAAUUACAAAAGAACUCGAGAUCAAGACUGCAAACACGUAGUAACCAUUAAGGAAAGUAAAGUCGUAAAAAGUAAGCCGUAACAAGCACGUUACAAAUUACAUGUUACUUAACCAUUUCGUACUUUUAAUUUAAUUUGUACAUUCUUGCCAAUACGUAAUGUCAACGUCAAUGCAUAAUUGAUGGAAUGUACCGAAUGUUUUUGAUUGUACAAAAUCUUUUUUUGCGCACCGAUUAACAUUUAAUUUUAUUUUGCAUUUUCCUUUUGUAAAACGACCAUACAUACAUGAUGGGAUCUCAAAUGUUUGAUAUAACAAAAGAUUUAUAUAGUACUAUUUAGUAUUAGUCAACCAAAUUUGAUAUAUUUAUACAUUUCGAAAAAAUAAUUGUUUUUAUUUUUUGUAAGUUUUGAACUUUCUCAACGAUAAUAGUCUACAUUUUUAUAGAACAUAAAGUUGAUACUUGGUACUUGAUAAAUACAUAUAGAUUUAAGUAAUAUGUUGAUUAAUAUAAUAAUACUAUUAUUGAAAAGAUACGAUUAAUAUGACAAUAAUAUAUUCAUACGUAUAUUUUUUUUUCUUUUUAAUCUUUUAAGUUAAAGACAUUUUUGUAAUAUCGUAAUUUAAUUGAAAACUCUAUUCUUGAUAGGAAUAAAGACUUAUAGAAGAUACAUAUAUUUUAUAAUACUAAAAAUAUACCUUGUUAUGUAAAUUACUUGGGUAGGGUUACUACCAUCCCUGCCAUCCUUUAUUGAUUAUGCGUGGUAAUGAACAAAUGAAUGAAAUUUUUUCCUUUCUAUUUACGUAGAUGAACAAAGAAAACUAAUGCAAAUAAAAAAAGAUUUGUAAUUGCAUUUUUUCUGCAUAAAAGUAACAGUACCUAUGAUUUAAUAGCCUAUCAAUAACAUUAUAGAACAAUAAAUUUGUACGAGUGUCAAAACGCUAAUGCAGUUCAGAGUACUAACGAGGCAUAUAUUUAUGUAGAGUAAUGCGAUAUCCGGCGAACCCUUGACAUUUGAUUUCAUCGAACUAACGAAUAUUCAUUAGGGGCAUUGAAUACGAUUCGAUAAACACUCAUUGACAGGCAGUGAUUAGUAUUCAAAAUACCAUUCUGAUACUAUUUUAAAAGUUUGGUGUCAUUUAGCAUAUAUCUAUGAAUCGGAUUUUGUAAUAAUGGAUGAUUCCGCUACCGGACUUCCUGCUUCGAUAUGUUCAAACACAUUUUGAAAAAUUUUUAAUUAUCCAUUCAUUUGAAGAUGCGUUUCAAAUGAUUUUUAUUGCGUUUGAAUUACAAAUAAUUUUUGAAUUAUUAAUGACCAUUGGUGUAACAAUGUGUUUGCGUAAUGAAUAAGAACAAUAGUUGAACAGUUUCAUUGAAACUAUUCGAGUAAUAAUAACUGCAAAAAUUAAAAUCUUUAAUACUAACGAGGUAAAAAUUAUUU
Messenger RNA from Megachile rotundata (alfalfa leafcutting bee), 6790 nucleotides. RefSeq names its product Fatty acid synthase 3. Gene Ontology annotation, molecular function: oxidoreductase activity; fatty acid synthase activity; phosphopantetheine binding. Gene Ontology annotation, biological process: fatty acid biosynthetic process. The record is from RefSeq and is a predicted model, not a curated record. Lineage: Eukaryota; Metazoa; Arthropoda; Insecta; Hymenoptera; Megachilidae.